GCGGCAGGAUGCGGUGGCUCCCGGGGCUGGGCUCGGGCUGGGCCGGGCGGGGCCUGCGCGUGGCGGCGGCGGUGGCGGCGGCGGCGCUCCUGAUCCAGGCGCUGCGUGGCUGGGCCUCCUCGCGGCGCUUCGAGUUCGACCCCGAGGAGGUCGCGCGCCUCGCCAAGCACCACGCCGGCCUGGACCACGAGCUGGCCUUCGCCAAGAUCAUCGUGGAGCUGCGCCGGCGGCACCCGGGACACGUGCUGCCGGACGAGGACCUGCGCUGGGUGUUCGUCAACGCCGGCGGCUGGAUGGGCUCCAUGUGCCUCCUGCACGCCUCCCUCUCGGAGUACGUGCUGCUCUUCGGCACCGCCGUGGACACCGGCGGGCACUCUGGUCGCUAUUGGGUUGAUAUCUAUGACACAGUAAUCUCAGGGACCUUCCGGCAGUGGAAAGAAGGAACGACUAAAAGUGAGAUUUAUUACCCAGGAGACACCCUUGUCCACCGUUCUGGAGAGGUCACCUCGGUGCAGUGGAGUGCCGGCACGUGGAUGGUGGAGUAUGGCCGAGGCUUCAUCCCCUCCACCCUCACCUUUGUCCUUGCUGACACGAUCUUCAGCACUCAGGAUUUCCUCACGCUCUUCUACACCAUCCAGGUCUAUGUCAAGGCGCUGAUCUUGGAGGCUAACGCAUACUUCAGCAACACAAGUCAGUGAGCCUUGCUCCUCUGUCCUCUCCCAGCCAACGAAAGGGUCAUCUCCUUCCCUGCCUCCCCAUCUUGUGCUAGUGAGCCUGGUGCGGCUCCCGUGCUUGCACUUCACUACCACACACAGUUAGGUGCAAAGCAUGUGUGUCAGGAAGCAAAGAUGGAUCCAAGAGAGCAGUCGUGUGUCACUCCCAGUUGCCCGUUCAUGAAUAUCUGAAUGUUCUGCUGUAAAUAGAUAUCCAAGUUGCUCACAAGGUGAUGAUUUUUCAGUGUCUCGUGGAGACCAGAUAUUCAGAGCAUUUUGGGGCCAUGCAGAGAAAGACCUGGGGGUGUGAUGACCGGGGUGAUGUCCCGUGUGCCAUGGCAUCAUCACACAGUUGACCCAAAUGCCGUUUGCGUGGUGACAUCAUGACAUGUAUCAUGUCAUCAUGGCUUUUGCCAGGUACCUUCAGGGAGAGAAAAUGCAUCUUCUUUCCGUGCUUUGGGUAUAAACGACUCCUACUGUGUCGCCAAGCUCUGUUGGUCUAUUCUCUGCUUUGUUUCAAAUGGGCCGCUUGAUCCCUUAAAUAUAAUAGGCAGUUGAGAAGCAGCAGCAGAACUUGAUUGAUUGAGCCCUUAAAAGUAUAUAUUUGCACUACUGUUUAAGGCAGGCAGAUAUUUCCUUGUACUUCCUUUUCAUCCGCCAUUCCAUACCCAGUUUAAUUUCUCAGAUGGAAAACGGGUAAUUUGGCUGAGCAAUAUUUGUAUCCACAGAUUUGAAAACACCCACGCAGUAGCUUGCAGACUGGAUUUCCUUGGGCCUACCAUGAACCUGUUCGCUCACAAUAAAUCAGCUGUGCUCCUUUUUAGACAGUUGACUCACCUUUACACGCUUGCAGCACACAAUUUCAACUGAUUUGCCCAUUUAGCAGCCAUGUUUUAGGUCUUCCAAAUCACUGCAAACAAGGCUGGAGGGGUAGACAUUUUCCUGUUCCUGCCAUAUUCUCCUCCCAUUCUAGAGAGAGAGAAAAAAUUAAGUCCCACAGUGGCCCAAUCAGGGUCAGCGGUGUUAGGGUUAGUGGACAAUGCAGCCCAUCCAUUUCCCCCCCUGGGCUGUUUCUUGUAUGGCCAUGUGGGGCUGAAAACUGAUACCACCACUGAGAUGCAGAUCCUCAUUUUCAUGGGGCUUCUCUAGGACUGGCUGGUUACAGAUGACAGAACAGUUAAUCUUCCAGGAAGGAGCCUGCGUGAACAAGACUAGGCAUAUUUGGAGCUAUACUUGGCCUCUGAGUUAGUAGGCCAGAUCAGUUAAUUCAGUUGGAAUUUGCACAACUUUCUUCACCUUCCAUAGCCCAGUUAACCGCAUCAUACAAACACAGCUUGUGAUUUUGGAGAGAUGCUAUCACACAGUAAUUAAGCAGUAGCUGCUGUGUGGGACAGUUAGCUUUUCAUCUACAUUGGCGACAUGAUUCUUCCUGUAUGUCUUAAUGCCUGGAGCGCCAACAACCAAAAUGUCUUUUGCAACCAUCCCUUUCCCAAAAGGGAUUGUAGACAUUCUCAUCCAGUUCGGUCCUGUAAUAAUGCAGAGCCACCAUCCGUCACCUUAACUACACGCCUUAUUCUCUUGAGCUGUGAGAGUUACGAUUUUAAGGCCUAAUUUCAGAAACUCACAGCUCAAGCCACGAUGGAUAUGCAAAGUUCUUUAUUAGGUCUUUCUCUCAGGCUGUCAGAGCCACGACUAGCCCCACUUCCUCCCGCCUCCCUUCCUGAGCUCCCACCUUUUCUUUGUCCCACCCUUCCUCUGCAUUGACAGCUUGCGUGACGGUGGCUUUGCAGUCUCUCAGUUGUGAGUGGGGUUGCUGCCAGCUGCUCUCUUCUCAUCCCUCGUCCCUCCAUUAUUUCUCUUUCUCUUUCAUUCCCCUUGAUGUGUAAGGUUAGAGUACCCAGUUGCAAUUAGCUAUUAAUUAUCAAUAUUAAUGAUUAUUAAUUAAUAUUACUAUUAUUAGCUGUUAAUCAUUAUUAAUUAUUAGUUUGGUCCUGUAAUAAUGCAGAGCCACCAUCGGUCACCCUAACUAUGCGCCUUAUUCUCUUGAGCUAUGCACAUGUGCGCGUGUGUAUAUACACCUCCUGUUGUUGAUGUAUCCGGCUGAAAACCAGCUGGUGGUGGUUCGUGCUGAUGUAGUUUGAGUGAUCCCUGUCACGAGGGGCUGGUGGCCCAGCGUGGCUGGACCUGCUUGGCUCAGAAAUGGACCUUUUCCUUCCAGAGUUGCAGAAAUGGCCAGACCCUCAGCUUGAACAUUCAGUUCUUUGGCUUGAAAUUCAAGUGAUGGGGUUCAACCCAGAGUUGGUUCAGCAGAACAAACAAAGAGGCAGUACUUUUUCCUUCUCAGAAUAUCCCAGAAUUGCAACUGCCAAAAGAGGGGCGCCAUCACCUGCCAGUGUGGGCUCCCUGUCUUUACAUCCAGUAUUAUUAACCUUGCUGGCAUCUCUUCCGACUUCUGCAGCAUGGAAAUGGGCCUGUAAUGCUGGGGGUCAGUUCUGCACUAUCCCUGGUUCCAGAAUGCCUGAGAGAUCCUCACCCUGGAUGCUUCCUUUGGUAUUAGCUCCUCUCUGGAACGUUAAGUCUUCUGAAAGAGUCCUCCGUCACCCCCAGAACGCUCUGAGAUUGCUGGAUUGUCAAAGCUUUGCUUGUCCCUUUCAGCCCUCCUCAUUUGUGAGCAUCAGUCUGAACUCUUUCCUCAACUUGAUUUUGCAUGGGUCAAAGAGCCGUCGCCUCCCUUGGGGGAGGAUUAUCCCUCCUUGUGCAUUGUUGAAAUCCUUCCCCCCUGUCAUCAUUUCUUCUUGCCUUUUACCUUCUGAAAGAUGGGCAGAAAGUAGGUGCCACUAGGGAGCAAUAAUGGCUUGUCCUGGCCAACCCUAAUACAGUUGGCAAGAGGGCGUUCUGUUCCUCCCUGCAGCCACCAUGGAGAGGCAGCUGAACAGUAUGUACCGUCUACCAGAUUUGAUUGGUUGCGUUGGCUGGCAAGUUACCUGUGCCCAUCAGAAAGCCCAAACGCCUCCCCCAAGGAAAAGCCCUCUAGGGGCAUCCUUGGACUUUUUUUUUCUUUUUCUUUUCCCCUGGGAAUUGAUAAUCUUGCAGUCUGGGGCACAUUUCCCCCCCCCCCAUUUCCUCCCACUCUGGGCUCAAGCAGUUCUUCGUUCAGGUCAGAAUGCGGUGUUGCAUUGCGGAAAGCUUACCUGGCGGCAGGCUCCCCAUGCCUCUACCUCUGCUGGCCACUCUUUGAAGCAAUCCUUGAGGCUGGCAGCUGUUUGGCAUUGACAGCCCAGAAUUUGCAGUCCGUUGGGUGUGGUAGCCUUGGAACCAUCGGCCAAAAAUAUAGCAUGUCUCCCGUUUCUGUUCCUCAGUUACUGCUAAUAUAGCGAGUCUGAUGUUCACAAACAAGUGUCUGAGAAUAAAUCAGUGUGGGUGUGUGAUUGUUAUACUUUGACAAAAGACGAAUACAAUGGACUGUGACUAAA
This is a messenger RNA of Candoia aspera, 4186 nucleotides long. It is a transcript of the gene SIGMAR1, whose product is annotated as sigma non-opioid intracellular receptor 1. The record is from RefSeq and is a predicted model, not a curated record. Gene Ontology annotation, cellular component: endoplasmic reticulum. Lineage: Eukaryota; Metazoa; Chordata; Lepidosauria; Squamata; Candoiidae. The coding region runs from base 9 to 698 and encodes 229 amino acids. The transcript has 4 exons.